Drosophila subpulchrella is the source of this 2019-nucleotide messenger RNA. It is a transcript of the gene Atg18a, whose product is annotated as WD repeat domain phosphoinositide-interacting protein 2. The transcript has 6 exons. Bases 215 to 1570 code for a protein of 451 amino acids. The record is from RefSeq and is a predicted model, not a curated record. Gene Ontology annotation, cellular component: cytosol; extrinsic component of membrane; phagophore assembly site membrane. Gene Ontology annotation, molecular function: phosphatidylinositol-3-phosphate binding; protein binding; phosphatidylinositol-3,5-bisphosphate binding. Gene Ontology annotation, biological process: protein localization to phagophore assembly site; nucleophagy; autophagy of mitochondrion. NCBI's taxonomy places the organism in Eukaryota, Metazoa, Arthropoda, Insecta, Diptera, Drosophilidae.
CUGGUGUGCGUGAGAGUGUGUGUGUGUGCGAAAACAGAGUAAAAACAAUUGCGCGACAAGAAAUCCAAAUAUCAUUAAAUAUUACGUAGCUUCAGUUAAGUAAACGUCUUUCAGCCAACCACUAGUCGUCGGCGGUGUCCUGCGAAUAUCGAAAGGUCCGAAACAGAGGUGUUAGCGUUACAAAAAGGACCUCAGCCCCUCCCACACAGCCACCAUGAUGAGCCUGCUCGGGCGCCCCGAUGUGGAUGCGGGCGAAGUGUUCGUCAACUUCAACCAGAACAUAACUUCUCUGGCCGUGGCCACCAGCGGCGGCUACAGCCUGUACAGCCUGGGAUCCGUGGACUCCACUCUGGACAAGAUCUACCACACAAGGAGCGACGAGCUUUUCCUCAUCGAGCGUCUAUUUGAGAGUUCCCUUGUGGCUAUAGUUUCCCAGCGAGCUCCGCGCAAGCUGAAGGUGUGCCACUUCAAGAAGCAGAGCGAGAUCUGCAAUUACUCGUAUGCAAACACAAUUCUGGCGGUGAAGCUUAAUCGCGAGCGGUUGAUCGUGUGCUUGGAGGAGUCGCUGUAUAUCCACAACAUCCAGGACAUGAAGGUGGUACACACCAUACGCGACACGCCGUGCAAUCCCCAGGGCCUGUGCGCCCUCUCCUCCUCCUCGGAGCACUGCUACUUGGCCUAUCCGGGCAGCGUGACCGCCGGCGAGGUUCAGAUCUUUGAUGCCAUCAACUUGCACGCCAAGACCAUGAUUCCCGCCCACGACACACCGCUGGCGGCUCUGGCCUUUAGUCCCUCGGGCACGGAGAUUGCCACGGCCAGCGAGCGCGGCACGGUGAUCCGGGUCUUCAGCUCUCAGGACGGCAGCCGGCUCUUUGAACUGCGACGGGGACUGAAGCGUUGUGUGUCCAUCGUUUCGCUGUCGUUCAGCACGUGCGCCGAGUAUCUGGUGUCCAGCUCCAACACGGAGACGGUCCACAUCUUCCGGCUGGAUCGUAGUGCCACGGAGACGGCCGAAGGCCAUGGCGGAAAACAGUCGAGCGACGACUGGAUGGGUUACUCGUUUUUUAGAUUCUUGAGCAAAACGGUCACCAGCUACCUGCCCACGCAGGUGACCGACGUGUUUAGCCAGGGCCGGGCCUUUGCCUCGGUCACUUUGCCGGAGGCGGGAGUGCGAAGGAUGUGCGCCAUUACCACGAUACAGAAGCAGCUAAGACUGCUGAUUGCCUCGCAGGAUGGGUACUUGUACGUGUACUCCAUUCCCACCGUCGAGGGCGCAGAGUGCCAGCUGAUAAAGAGGCACGACCUGCGGCUGGAGGACCACUACGCCAUGGAUAUCAAAGUUGAUUCACCUCAAACUCUAGGCCUGAACAGUGGCGUGAGCAUCGGCGGAGCAGCCGGCGUUCCGCCCGGUGGUGCAGGUGCAGUCGGAGCAAGCGCCGGCGGGAGUGGUAGUGAUGGCAAGUCGGCGGCUCCUGUUUCCGGUGGUGGUGGUGGCGACAAACCGGGCGGCUCUUAUGCGUCGGCCGUGAAGGGAGACGAGCCAGCCGGACCCUCCUCCUCCUCCGCCUAGACAAGGAUAAUGAUCAAAAACACAAGAGAUGCAGAGAUGGUAAACGAAACUCACUCCUCAAAGUACUAUGGACGAUGAUGCAAAGUGAUUGCGAUGAUGCUUGGCGACUGGCGACGGCGGCGAUGAUGAUGAUGAUUUAGCGACGGUGGCUCUGUGGCGUCAAGCGUAUUUAAGUAAAUAAAUAGGUCAUAGACUUAAUUUAGCUCUUAACGUUGUCAGCGAUGAUUCUUCCUCGUUUUGUACCAGCAACAAUUCCUUUGUACCGCCUCCCCUACCCAAGCAAUUUUUUAGUUUUAAGCCCCGUUCCUGGCGCUGCCAUUGGAAUAGGAAAUGCUUUUGUCAUACACUCCUAAGUUAGUUGUUAAUUAAUAAUUUAAAACGAUUUAUAGAUUGGCUUUGAUAUUUGAGUUGCCUGCUUUUUAUAUAAAAUAAACGGCCUUUGCAAAUUA